AUGCUAGCCUGGAUGAGCUCUUUCAGUCCCUCAACUGGCAUAAACUUGAGCUGCUACGUAAGUUCAAUUUAUCUAUUCUUUUGUAUAAGGCUCUUAAUAAUGAAACUCCUGAGAAUUUGAGCUCAAAAUUUAUUAAUCGUAUGGACUUAAGCCUUAUAACUUAAGAAAUACAGUAAACAAACUGACAGUACCACUUCCCCAUACUGAAACCUUCAAAGAGAGUUUCAGUUAUAGUGGAGCAGUGUUGCUGAACAGAUUACCGGAUCAUUUAAUGUAGGAAUCGUCCCUGAAAAAUUUCAAAUCAAAUAUUCGUUGCCAAAAUCCCCAGAGUAAGCUGGAUUUUAAUUAUCGUUGUUCUUGUAAAGCAGGAAGUUCUCACUUUACGCUUAUUGUUAGUUCUUUGUGAUAGCCUGAAGGACUUAUCCUAGGACCCGCCCCCCCCACCCCCCAGAUAUAAGUCCCCUCUAAAGGGCCAGUGUUUACAUGGAGGUGGGGGACCCCAGGUAGGUGAGGUAACCUAAUUAGACUGGCCCUAAAUGUAUUUAAAUGUAAAAUUUGAUUUAUUAUGACAUUUUGAAGCUUAAACCACCAGGAAAUGCAAGGCAAAUUUUGACCAGCACUGUUUAGCUCUGUUCUGGUUGCACCAGCACUGCUAUAGCUCUGUUCUGGUUGUAUACAAGUACAGCUACAGGUUUGAUCUGGUUGUACCAGCACUGCUAUAGCUCUGUUCUGGUUGUACCAGCACUGCUAUAGCUCUGUUCUGGUUGUAAGCCAUGCAGGCUAAGGGAUCAGAGGAGAUACUGACCUUCUUUCUUUUCUGUUGCUUCUUUUACUUUUCCCAUGUACUUCUUUAUCCUGUCCUACAAUGACAACAAAUGGCAGCAAACAAGUUAGAGAACUAUGACCUUCCUAGUGUACAACCAAUGGGAUACAGUUUAAACAAUACUAUGGACAAUACAAAGGGAUGAAAAGAAAAAAUUAUGUUGAAAAAAAUAUAGUCUUGUUGUGAGAAUUAGUAAGGAAUCAUGAGUUGUGUGUUCCAGUGCCUUUUUCAAAAAAUUCCAUCAAGUUUUGCAGUGAAGGCAUCUGUAAUAAUGCAAACAGCCUACCAGAAUGCCAAAAACUAGCAUAUCUGAUGUUCAGAAAGAUCAAAUUUCCUUGGGAAGCAAGCCCUCGAACUCCCUUGUUUAUUAUGUAAUAUAAAGCAAUAACCCCACUAAAAUGCAAAAAGCAUACUAAAUCAAACGUUUUAUUGCAAAAAACAAACAAACAAACAAACAAACUUCAUUUCCAUAACAAAAAUGAAAAUGUCUCUUGCAUAAUUGCUAUUGAUCAGGAAGCUCGCAAGGUUUCUCCCGCGGUUCUUAUUUGCUGGUGUCUGUUCUCUACUAAUGGCCACUCAAAAUGUCUAUUUGAUUUACUUUCAGUUCGGCAUUGUUCAUUUUUUCUUCAUGUGUUCUUUCUCUUUCCUUUUUUUGGGGGAGGGUGGGGCAGUCAAAACAUUUCUAAUGAAGAGAGAGAGGUCAUCAUGUACUUCAUGAACUGCCAGUCAAUUCCUACCAGCCCCUCCUCCUCCAUAAAAAUGAAUGGUUCCUAAUAAUUUUUUGUCCCAUACAAUUGCAGGAAUUGACCACGGAGGGUUUAGGCUAUCACAGCUUUCAACUGUUUGGAUUCGAUUUUAUGGUUGAUUCCCAGUUUCAUGUCUGGUUACUGGAAGUUAAUGGAGCACCAGCCAGUGCAAAGUAAACUAACUGGAUAGUUUUCACUAGCGAUGCAGUUUUAACUGGGUCCCAAGAGUGCUUUUGCAUGACCUAGCGAAAUAAAAGUUUGGGGUUAAGAGUGGAGUCAUAAGCAUCAGAGUCGUAAGAACCAGUCAACAAUGCCAUGUUCUGCUAACUCCGCUUAAUAUAUGACUCCGUCACUUAUGAUCUAGUGAAAACCACAUUGUCAGAGUCCAAAGCAGAAGCAAAAGGAUAAACCAAUCAUGAUGCUUGUUGUCAUGCUUUGUGAUUGGUUCAGAACUUGCAGCUCUGCUUUGUAAGUGGUUUCUGGUUAAGCAUAAAAGAAUUGCAGGUGUAAGAAUCAGUCAGUGUUUCCUCUUCUUCCGGCCCAGCUUAUGACUAUGUUGCUUACGAUUUAGUGAAAACCAGAUUGUCAGAGUCGGAAGCAGAAGAAAAGGGUUAAACUAAUGACAACGCUUUUUCCUGUGUAUUGUGUUCACUUGGCCUGUUCCAGGCUCUGAGAUAGUUGGGUCCACAGAAUUGAGAAAGCGCAAACACAAAAACAAAAUGGGAGGAAACCAGGGAGAGCUUAAACAUAAUCCCCACUAUCUGAGAGCCUGGAACAGGCGAUGACUGGUUUAGUACUUAAACUUCUGCUUGCAACUCUGAUAACCUAGACAUCACUAGAUUGUAAGCAACAGGGUUUAUGAAGAAUAUUAUCAUUGGAAAUAAUGCUGUUUUCAUGAUCACUAGAUCACAAUACUUCUGGUUAUGUCUUCUGUUGCCAUUGAAGCAGCCUUUAUACACAAAUGGAUGUGAGUAAGGAUGGUCAGGGGGUCUCUGCACUCCAACAGGACUCCCAGGGGAGGGGAUGCUAUAAAAAAAUUAAUAUUGAAUUUAAAACUCUUAACGAGACAAGUUCAGCUGAGGUGGCUCAGAACAAGCAGCCAAUUACGAGCUAUAAAUAUGCUGAAAAAAAGUUACUUUGUUUUAGAUAAUAAUGAUUAUUAUAGAAGCUAUAAAAAUGCUUUUCUUUUCAAUUCCACAAGCUCCUUGGGAUGUGGUCUGGAAGGUGUUGCUCACCAGAGGUUAGACUGUACCUACUUUCUGACUUUUGACUUAUUUUCUUCUUGUUUAGAUCCCUCCUACCAGACCUUGUGGAAGAACUUGUGAGAAAAGCAAUAGAUCCACUCUUCCCUAAGCACAACAACAACGAGCCCGGAAACAACUGUCACUCUGACAGCAAAAAAUGUUGCAGUCCAUCUGGAGGAUUUUUUAAAAAGAUUUAG
Porites lobata is the source of this 3010-nucleotide messenger RNA. Lineage: Eukaryota; Metazoa; Cnidaria; Anthozoa; Scleractinia; Poritidae. The record is from the annotation of a GenBank genome assembly.